Molecule: messenger RNA, 1011 nt
Organism: Ipomoea triloba (trilobed morning glory)
Lineage: Eukaryota; Viridiplantae; Streptophyta; Magnoliopsida; Solanales; Convolvulaceae
Product: ras-related protein Rab7
Exons: 7
Coding region: 124-741 (205 amino acids)
Cellular component (GO): vacuolar membrane
Molecular function (GO): GTPase activity; GTP binding
Source: RefSeq, a predicted model, not a curated record
AGUUGUUUACUUGAGCAAGGAUCUAAAUUGGCGCCCCAAUUUCUAUAGAGUCUCUCCUUUUCUCUGCUCAGUCCACAAUUCGUUGAAAAAAUUUCGUAGUUGAGAUUUCACUCAACUGUCGUCAUGUCUGUGCGUAGGCGAACUUUGCUCAAGGUCAUCGUCCUCGGCGACAGUGGUGUUGGUAAAACGUCAUUGAUGAAUCAAUAUGUCCAUAAGAAGUUCAGUCAGCAGUACAAAGCCACUAUUGGAGCUGAUUUUGUAACAAAGGAGCUUCAAAUUGAUGACCAGCAUGUUACUCUACAAAUAUGGGACACAGCUGGGCAGGAGAGAUUUCAGAGCCUUGGAGUUGCAUUUUACAGGGGGGCUGAUUGUUGUGUUAUGGUGUAUGAUGUCAAUGUAAUGCGGUCCUUUGAUAGCCUUGACAACUGGCAUGAUGAAUUUCUCAAACAGGCUAACCCAGCUGAUCCAACAGGAUUUCCUUUCAUACUGUUGGGAAACAAGAUUGAUGUAGAUGGCGGGAAUAGCCGAGUGGUUUCUGAAAAGAAAGCCAAGGAAUGGUGCUCUUCCAAAGGGACUAUACCUUACUUUGAGACAUCAGCUAAAGAGGACAUAAAUGUUGAUGCUGCAUUCUUGUGCAUUGCAAAAACCGCAUUAGCCAACACACAUGAGCAGGAUAUAUACUUGCAAGGAAUUCCUGAGGCCAUACCAGAAUCUGAGACUAGAGGGGGUUGCGCAUGCUAAUCAGAAAAUGACAAUUAAUUUGAAAUUGUUUUCUUUCUCCUGUCUUGUUGCCUAAUAUUCAAUGCUCUUUUUUGUCCUUGUCCCCUAAGCUUGCUGGAUGCCUUGUAUUCUAUUGUGUUGUUGCUGUCAUGCAUAUUGAUUGUGUAUUUGAAUACAUCUUUUUGGGGUUCACUUUACUUCUGAAAUUGUGGACAUUAUUUUUCUUGUACAACUUUGUUAAUGCUAAAAAACAAACACUUUUUUUAUGAUUGAUGUGAAGUAUUGUGGAAA